AUGGAUUCUUUCUGUUGGCUAAGUGCAUGGUUCUGGGGCUCUCCUACAAGUACGGACAAGGAAGAGACAUUCGAUCCAAAAAUUCAUCUCCAUUACUCGCCACCAGAAAAGAAAAUUACCAUGCAAGACUUGCUCUUAGAUCAAACUACAGACACCUCUUCCGUUGCAGGAACGACAGCAUUUCCACUGCUGUCACGCGAAGGCGUAAGAGCCUACAGAAGAGCCUUGUUCCAGCAAAACGUACUCGAUCAAUGUGCGAGCUCGCCUUUUCCAGGUACUUUGGUUCUCCGUGGUGCACAUAAGCAAUCGAAAUUCAUCAAAAAUUUCUGGACACACCCUGAGACCAUGAGGAUAGUUUCUGAGGCAAUGGGUGUGCCUUUGGAUGUGAUCAUGCCAACGGAGAUUGGACAUACCAACAUCCAAGUUGAGGGAGCUACCAUUUCAGAAAUGACAAAGAAGCUCAAGGUUGAGCCGGCGGUUGAGAAAGUGGAAUUGAGUCCAGAAGAACGGGCUUAUGAUCCGCUAAAGGAUGCUAGUGCUAUUAUCCCAUGGCAUUACGAUUCUUAUCCUUAUGUCUGUGUUCUAAUGCUAAGUGAAACCGAGGGUAUGAUUGGAGGAGAAACAUAUAUUAAAAAGGGUGAUGGGACAGCUCAGAAGGUUGAAGGGCCUCGGAUUGGUCAUGCAGUAAUGCUUCAAGGCAGCAAAGUUCAACACCUAGCUGCUCGAGCCAGAGGGGUUAAGGAACGCAUAUCUACCAUCACUUCAUACCGAUCAAGUGUGCCAACUGUCUACGACUCCAGCUAUAUGACAAACAUCAGGCCCUACGCCAAUCUAAACAUUCUCUACCCCGAAUGGACCCAGUACAGAUUGCGAAAAUUGAGAGACGAGAUCACCCAUUAUCUGGAGACAGUUGAGAAAGAACCAGAAUUGGCCUUAGACCGAGUAGUUCUAGAAAAACUUCUAACCGAGCAAACCGAGUACCUCCGAAGAACCUCACGGCAGAUGAUUACACCCGAGGAACACCAGCGGAUGUUGGUAGCGUACGGUAGUGCAGCGUACUAUGAUGCGCCCAGAAUAUGGAAAAUUGUUCAAUCUCUACCAGAAUUUGAAAAACUUGCAUCAGGUGCAGACAGCGAUCGAGUCUGGAUGCCCCAAAGUGUAUAUUGGACAGAUCUUCAAAGCUCGAUUGAGGCUAUUCGCUUAGAAAAGUCUCUUACAAGCACAAUGGGGAACUUAAUUUGGGAUAAAAAAAGACAGUACUAUAUGGGAGACGAACUUUUACGACAAGGAUUGAAUGAAGUGUUUUUGGAUUGGCUGGGUGCCUCUGGUCUAUGGGAUAUCUAUUGCAAAUUGAGUUGA
This is a messenger RNA of Talaromyces proteolyticus, 1359 nucleotides long. RefSeq lists its product as uncharacterized. The transcript is spliced from 4 exons. Bases 1 to 1359 code for a protein of 452 amino acids. NCBI's taxonomy places the organism in Eukaryota, Fungi, Ascomycota, Eurotiomycetes, Eurotiales, Trichocomaceae. The record is from RefSeq and is a predicted model, not a curated record.